UCUUAAGCCCUUUGGUCUUCAAAUUACACAUAUUGAAAGAGCUUCACCUGCAAGAAAGGUUAAAAUGGCACUGCUAAGUGUUCAACACUUGGCCCUCCUCUUUGGUCUCCUCGGUAACAUUGUGUCAUUUUUUGUUUUCCUAGCACCGAUACCAACCUUCUACAAGAUUUACAAAAGGAAAUCAUCUGAUGGGUACCAAUCCAUACCAUACGUUGUUGCACUUUUCAGUGCAGAAUUGCUGUUGUACUAUGCUGUUAUCAAGACCAACGCAUAUCUAAUCGUCUGCAUCAAUGGCUUUGGUUGUGCCAUUGAAUUGGUUUUUAUCUCAAUGUACUUGUUUUAUGCCAACAAAAAAGAUAAGAUCUUUACUAUAAAGCUACUGUUGCUGGACAUUUUGUUUUUCGGGGCGGUGAUUAUAGUCUCUUUGUUUCUGGUAAACGGGUCAAAAAGAAUUGCCCUUGUGGGAUGGACAUGUGCCGUUAUUAACGUUGCCGUCUUCGCUGCCCCCUUGAGCAUCAUGAGACAAGUGAUAAGAACAAGGAACACGCAGUUCAUGCCGCUCACUCUCUCCGUCUGCCUUGUAUUCUGCGCUACAGCUUGGUUUUUCUACGGACUUUUCUCCAAGGAUUAUUACAUUGCAUUUCCAAACAUCCUGGGAUUCCUGUUCGGACUAGCCCAAAUCGUUCUGUACUGCAUGUACAAAGACUCCAAGAAAGAAGAGGAUGGAAAAGGUGCAGAAUACAAGGAAGGAAUAGAGAUUCAAGUCAAGAAUGACGGACGACGGUAAAUCUAACAAAGAAUUGAAGUAACCGGCCGGCGGUCGGACGUACUACGUACGGUGUUAAUUAAGCCUCACCAUGCACGACAAUUAAUGAUGUUCCAACUUAAUUGUCAUGUGUAUUUAAUUAAUAAUAUCAAGUGACGAUCAAUCAUACUCGUACUUAAGAAACGGGUAUUUUAAUUCUUGAUCGUUGCAGUAGUAAUUGUAAGAAAUAAAGGGUGUUAAUUCUCUUUCUGUCUUCGUGUAUGGAAUAUUAUUUACAAUA
Molecule: messenger RNA, 1046 nt
Organism: Ipomoea nil (Japanese morning glory)
Lineage: Eukaryota; Viridiplantae; Streptophyta; Magnoliopsida; Solanales; Convolvulaceae
Product: bidirectional sugar transporter NEC1-like
Exons: 6
Coding region: 65-787 (240 amino acids)
Biological process (GO): carbohydrate transport
Cellular component (GO): membrane
Molecular function (GO): sugar transmembrane transporter activity
Source: RefSeq, a predicted model, not a curated record